UGGUCAGUGAACUGUACCAGGACACGAUAUUAUCAGGCAUUAUUAUAACGAGCUAGCUCGGCCCCCAAGGUGUGGACACUUUGUGUUGAACAUGGAUUAAUUGAGUUUUGUGUACUACAAUAGAUACGACGCAAUACUGAAGCAGUCGCUAUCUAAAAUUUGAUUGAAAUCUCUUCGCUGACUUAAACAUUCACCACUGCUAACCCAUUUUAAAAGAUCACAAGUUCUCCCUAGCUUGAUAUGUUAGAUUAGCUGCAUGACCCAAAGUAGACGGAGAACCUUUUAAGAUGACUUUUGAGGCGCCAAUACAAAAGCUGCUUACGCUAUCUACCUAUUGGUAGUGUGUUACCAUGGUUACGCUAUCUUGCGGAUGAUGAGUAAUCACUCCACGCUCUACGCUCGCUAUCUUUAAUUCGUUAUGAAGGAGAUAUAUAAAUAGUUGAGAUUGUUGACGAUAUGGGAGGUGACGACCUUGCAGCGGAAGCCGCUGCCUUGAAACAGAAAAUAAGGGAUAGUAGAAAAGAGAUGUGUGAUACUCAGCUUAUCAACGAAACGGGCGACAUCGAGUCCAUCAAGUUGACUCUUCGUGUUAGGAAAACUCUGAGAGGUCAUCUGUCCAAGGUUUUUGCGAUGGACUGGGCUGAGGACAGCCGACAUCUUGUCUCAGCUAGUCAGGAUGGUAAACUCAUAGUUUGGGACGCAUACACCGCCAACAAGGUCAACGCUAUUCCACUUCGUUCUUCAUGGGUCAUGACUUGCACCUACGCUGCCUCAGGAAACUUUGUUGCAUGUGGUGGACUGGACAAUCUGUGUUCUAUAUAUAACUUGAAGACAAAAGAAGGAAACGUCAAAGUAACGAGAGAGUUGGCGGGGCACGAUGGUUACUUAUCAUGUUGCAGGUUCAUCAACGAUGAGCAGAUCUUAACCUCCUCGGGUGACACGACGUGUGCCUUGUGGGAUAUAGAAACCGGACAACAAACAACCUCUCUAGUGGGACAUGGGGGUGAUGUCAACUGUAUCUCUCUAGCCCCUGAUGGCAACACAUUCAUUUCAGGAUCUUGUGAUACCACCUCCAAACUGUGGGAUAUCAGAGACGGGUUGGCAAACCAAACGUUCGAGGGACACGAACUAGACAUAAAUGCUAUAUCCUUUAUGUCUAACGGACUAAACUUUGCGACGGGAAGUGAAGACGCAACCUGUCGAAUGUUUGACAUCCGGUCAGACCAGGAGAUGGCGGUUUACGGAGGGGAGCACAUCAUCUGUGGGAUCACUUCCGUUGCUUUUAGCAAGAGUGGCAGGGUCCUGUUUGCUGGGUAUGAUGAUUUCAAUUGUCGCGUGUGGGAUUUGUUGAAGAUGGAACAAACCGCAGCACUUAUGGGGCACGAGAACAGGGUGAGUUGCUUGGGGGUCAACGAGGAGGGACUAGCCCUCUGUACUGGUAGCUGGGAUAGUUUCCUCAAAAUCUGGAAUUAGGGGGACUUUGUAUGUCUGGAUAUUCACUAACGCUCCCAUAUCAGGUCAUAUACUUUCAAAACUACGGGAGCUCUGCUUUUCCCAGAGUAAAAGGGACAAUUCUCGUUAUUCUCAUGUCUACACCAAACAUUAACACAAACGUUAACAACAUUCUACAGCAAAUUUCUUUCAAAAAAUAGGAACUAUAGAAACAUCUUUAUCAUAUUUUGGCAAUUGGGUAUUCAAAAAUUUUAUCGUAGCCACCGUUCAAAAUAAAACUCUUAGUUUCUCCUCAGAAUCUUCAAAUAAGUAUACACAUUUUCUCCCCACAUUUUUGUUUGUUUAAUUAUUGGAUUCCUGGUAUGAUAAAAUCUGUUUUAUCUAAUUUGAUUCUCGCAGUAAUGUGUUAUCAUAGAGAUUUAGUUAUAAAUCAACCUUUAUUAUUUUAUGCCAUCAUAUGUUAUGUCUGCAUCUAAGUUGGAUUUUUAUGCGAACCUGAUGUAUCAAUACAGUUUACACAGCAGCACACCGUUUUUAGCCAUUUUAUUAUGAUGACAGUGAAAAUGCAUAUAUUGCAUGUUCAUAUUAUGGAGUAGAUAUUUUAAUACAACUUUUUGCCUUUCUGCUCCCAUUUUUAAUGAUGAUCCGUCAUAUUUCAAAAAUAACCGAACUUUAAUUUGAUUUUUUGAAUUCCCGGUAACUCGUUAUGUUGAGAUAAGUUUGAAAUAUUAUAUAAACUAUAAUUAUACAAAUCCUGGCAUGUACUUUUUUCUUGGAAAGUUUCUUAACCGAAUCAGAUACUGCGAGUGUUAUAAAUGAUGUGGCCGGCUACUUCUUAAGUUGCAGAGUAAAGCAUGGUAGACAGUAGUUGCUGUUAAGGGUACAUGGAGCUCAAGACAUUUUAAUUUUAUUCAACACUGAUCGAUAAGCUUUUAAGUUUUUAUUUGAUAUUUGAUCGUUGUAUUUGAUUGUAAAUGAUAUAUUCUGUAGUUGUUCUUGAGCUCCUGUUUUAAAUCUAAGGGUUGACAAUAUUUACUUAAUACAACACCUUGAGAUAAUACGAUAUGUUUUUAUGAGAUUUAAUUAUCGUAUAACAGAAUUUCUUCGCAAAACAUGCUAUCUGAUUACAAUCUUGAUUAAUUUUAAUCUUCGUCAAGUUAUUACACGCAA
Molecule: messenger RNA, 2622 nt
Organism: Bolinopsis microptera
Lineage: Eukaryota; Metazoa; Ctenophora; Tentaculata; Lobata; Bolinopsidae
Product: guanine nucleotide-binding protein subunit beta-1-like
Exons: 7
Coding region: 457-1473 (338 amino acids)
Biological process (GO): G protein-coupled receptor signaling pathway
Cellular component (GO): heterotrimeric G-protein complex; cytoplasm
Molecular function (GO): protein binding; signaling receptor complex adaptor activity
Source: RefSeq, a predicted model, not a curated record